This is a messenger RNA of Fusarium venenatum, 900 nucleotides long. RefSeq lists its product as uncharacterized. Lineage: Eukaryota; Fungi; Ascomycota; Sordariomycetes; Hypocreales; Nectriaceae. The record is from RefSeq and is a predicted model, not a curated record.
AUGGUUGCAUACAACGGAUUUGACUCUGAUACCGAUGUUCCUAACCUCGCAGGGAAAGUCAUUCUUGUCACUGGAGGAACAUCUGGUCUGGGUAGAUCGGCCAUCACUACACUCGCAGCUCACAACCCUUCGCACAUCUACUUCACUGGUCGGUCCUCCAGUGCCGCAGAGUCUCUCAUCAAAGACAUCUCUCCUGUCCCUGCAACGUUCCUCGAAUGUGAUCUCACUUCCAUCGCAAACAUCCAAGCUGCAGCAAAGAGGUUUAAACAUGAUCGUCUAGACAUAUUUAUUGCGAAUGCAGGAGUCAUGGCUGUCGACGGUCUCACCCAAGAUGGACUUGAGUUGCAAUUCGGUAUCAACCACGUCGGUAAUGCAACGCUCUUCAUGGCUCUUCUACCCAUCAUACUUAAGACUGCUGAAGAGCCAAACAGCGAUGUGCGCUUUGUCAGUCUCACUUCUCUCGGGUACAGAGGUCAUCCCAAGAAUGGUAUUGACUUUGACACACUGCAUUCGAAGCAGGAGGAUAUGGCCUUCGGAACGUGGGGUCGCUACGGACAGAGCAAAUUUGCGAAUAUCGUCUUUGCAAACGAGAUUCAAAGACGAUAUCCCAAGAUUACAAGUGCGGUUGUUCACCCUGGUGUUAUCGCUACGGGACUGGUCACCGAGUUGAGCUUUUGGAAGAGGAUGCUUGUGUACGUGACCAACCCGCGAAUGAUGACGGUCGAGCAAGGCGGAUUGAACACUGUCUGGGCGGCAACAUCUAAUGAUAUGAAGAAAGAUGAAAAGGUGGCAUUUUAUGAACCUGUUGGCAAGGGUAAUGCGGGUGAUGAGCUGUGCUUUAGUGAAGAAAUGGGCAAGAAGUUAUGGGAGUGGACGGAGGAGAAGAUCAAGAGCGUGUAG